Molecule: messenger RNA, 3303 nt
Organism: Pogona vitticeps (central bearded dragon)
Lineage: Eukaryota; Metazoa; Chordata; Lepidosauria; Squamata; Agamidae
Gene: MAPK8IP1
Product: mitogen-activated protein kinase 8 interacting protein 1
Biological process (GO): regulation of JNK cascade; JNK cascade
Cellular component (GO): cytoplasm
Molecular function (GO): MAP kinase scaffold activity; JUN kinase binding
Source: RefSeq, a predicted model, not a curated record
AGAAUGGCGGAGAGAGAGAAAGGAGCCACGUCCCCGUCCGGAUCCUCCCCGUUCUUGGGGCUGCAUCUCGCCUCGCCUCCCAAUUUCAGGCUCACCCAUGACAUCAGCCUUGAAGAGUUUGAGGAUGAAGAUCUCUCUGAAAUUACUGAUGAAUGUGGAAUCAGCCUGCAUUGUAAGGACAGUUUGGCUUCACGGGGCCAUGUCAAUCUGCAAGGCAGCGGCGUCCUGGGAGUGGGUGUAGGGGAGGCCAGCCGUCUCCAGGCGGAGAUGCUGCAGCUCGACCUGAUUGACGCUGCUGGGGAGACCCCAGGCGAAGAAGGGACGGCGCCCGAGCCGAUCAAGAAGGAGCCGCCGCCGGCAACCAUGGAGACCUACAGACCCAAGCGGCCCACCACGCUCAAUCUCUUCCCGCAGGUGCCUCGGACACAGGACACUUUGAAUAACAACUCUCUGGGGAAAAAGCACAGUUGGCAGGAGCGAGUGUCCCGGUCAUCAUCCCCUCUGAAAACUGGUGAGCAGACACCUCCCCAUGACCACGUUUGCCUGAGUGAUGAGGUCGCUCACCAAAACAGCACAACCUCCACCAAAGAUCGAGGCACAUCUACAGAGAGCCCGUGCCGACGUACAGCUGCCACGCAGAUUGCACCAGCCUGUGUGGUCUCCUCCCGUGUGCCUGAGAAGCAGCAGGCUACCAACCGUCCCCUGCCGCAGAAUCCAACUGUUGUGGUAGUAACGAGAGGACCAGAAGCUUACCGGGAUCGCAUUCGUUACCAGACAGAUGUGAGGCUAGAGGCUACCGAGGAGAUUUAUUUGACACCAGUUCAGAAGAAUUCUGACCCUCUGGAGUCUGAGAAACCAUUCAUGUCACAGUCCAGUGACAACCGGAUGUCUAUCAGUUCUGACAUAGACACUUCCAGCUACCCACAGCUGACAGGAAAACCCAACACAUCAAUUAGUGAGGAGGAUGAGGUGCUGGACUAUUUGUCCUCACCUGACAAAAUGAAUUUGUCAAGGACUGUAUACAACAGCAGUAAUGGUAGCUACCAGCCUUGCAACAACAUUCAGAGGGCAUCAGUGAGCUCUGACACCAGUGCACUCUCCUAUGAUUCAGUGAAAUAUACUCUGGUGGUAGAUGAGGAUGUGCAGCUGGAACUGGUUAGCCUGAAACAAUGUUAUUCAGGUUACAGUGACGAGAGUGAUUCAGCCACUGUCUAUGACAACUGUGUGUCUUCACCCUAUGAAUCAGCCAUCGGGGAAGAAUAUGAGGAAGAUGCCCUCAAACGUGACUCUGUCUGCCUUUCUGAGGAUUCUACUCCUGAGGCAGACAUCCAUUUCUCCAAGAAGUUCCUCAAUGUCUUCAUGAGUGGCCGAUCACGAUCCUCCAGUGCUGAAUCGUUUGGGCUCUUUUCUUGUAUUAUCAAUGGGGAGGAGCAGGAGCAGACUCACCGAGCUGUCUUCAGAUUCGUGCCUCGUCAUGAAGAUGAACUGGAACUGGAGGUAGAUGACCCUUUAUUGGUGGAGGUUCAGGCAGAAGAUUAUUGGUACGAGGCCUAUAAUAUGAGAACAGGUGAUAGAGGCAUCUUCCCUGCUUACUAUGCGAUUGAAGUCACCAAGGAUCCAGAUCACAUCACAGAUUCAAGCAAGACCAAUGAUUGGGUGGACCAAUUCCGUGUGAAAUUCCUUGGCUCGGUCCAGGUUCCAUAUCACAAAGGCAAUGACGUGCUGUGUGCAGCUAUGCAGAAGAUAGCCACUACGCGCCGCCUCACUGUGCACUUUAACCCACCCUCCAGCUGUGUCCUGGAGAUCAGCAUGAGAGGAGUCAAGAUUGCUGUGAAAAAUGAUGACUCUAAAGAUCCCAGCAAGGCAAACAAAUGUAGCCACUUCUUCCAGCUGAAGAACAUUUCAUUCUGUGGGUACCACCCAAAGAACAACAAAUAUUUUGGGUUUAUCACUAAACACCCAGCUGACCACAGAUUUGCGUGCCAUGUCUUUGUUUCGGAGGAGUCGACAAAGCCACUUGCAGAAUCUGUAGGGAGGGCCUUCCAUCAGUUCUACAAGGAAUGUGUGGAAUAUACAUGCCCCACAGAGGACAUCUACUUAGAGUAGGGGGCAGGCCCAGCCCUCCCUCCUGUACAGAAAAGGGCCAUUUUUUCCUAUUGUGCAUGGACAAGCUGCUUCAAGACUGGAGGAGGCGGGGGCAAGUGGCAGCCUGGGAACCAUUUCCCUUCGUGUUCCUAACCCUGCCUCUUUCAACGCACCUCUUUUCCUUCAGUUGCAGGUGUGGGGAAAUGGGGAGGGGCGGGACGGGUGAACAAAAGGGAGUUUAAUAUUUUUUAAAUAUAUAAAUAUAUAUAUAAACACUUUUGGUUUGUUAGAAGGAAAGCCCCAUCAGCAGAAUCAGGUGCCGUGCUGUCGCCAUCACAAAUCAUUUUGGAGAGCAGGCAUGAGCCCUGGGUCUAGAGCAGGCUGGCCGGGGCCUCCCGCUACCUAUGCACAUGGCGUGGGUUGGCUUGGUGCGGUGGGCAGAGAGAUGGCUCCCCCAGUUGUAGUAGGACACCUGUUGUACGCUGAAGAGCGUCAGUCACAGCUGCUGUGGUUAGUCUUGAGCAAUGCAACUUAAUGAAAUGAAAAUGCAGAUCAUCUUCCACUUUGGAAGAAGACACAAGUGAUGAAGUGAACCUCUAGCUGGGACUCGGGAGAGGGAGAGGGGGUAAAAGAGGAGAAAUAAAUGGAAGCAUGUCCCAAGCAUAGAUAUCCUGCAAUUCCGAAGAAUAUGACACCUGCCUGUCAAAGGACCCAGGAAUUAUUGAAGAAACACUGGUGCCCGACCUCUUUCCCAUGAAGGAGAAGAGAGUUUCAGGCAUGCAGAUAGCUAGGGGUUGGUGGGGUGGGCACCUUCCCAUCACAUGUGAUGGAAAGAGCUUCUCUGUUGCAACCUUUGCUCUGUUCUUCCCUUUUCCUCUCCUCCUCUCCAUCUCCAGGGCUCAUGUUCAUGGGGAGAAUCUGGACCCUGCAAAGCAUUUGAGAGCCUCUGUGUGUGUGUGUGUCUGAUUCAUCUUCAUUAGGGGCCUGAGAGGAGCUCCAGCCAUAAGCACAAAUUUGAAUCAGGAAGGGCUAGGUCCCACUGAGAAGUGACGCUAGGGGGACAGUGCGAGUGACCACAAGGGGCUAAUAAGAGCUACAGAAAGGUGUGCCUUUGCCCUCCUCCCUUUCCCACCUGCCCCCCCCCACAUGGGGGGGGUUCUGUGCUUCUGCUGGAUCUGCUCUGAUGACAACAAUGAUUAAACCUUGAUGUUUCAAAGA